Asparagus officinalis (garden asparagus) is the source of this 1513-nucleotide messenger RNA. RefSeq names its product putative cyclic nucleotide-gated ion channel 15. Lineage: Eukaryota; Viridiplantae; Streptophyta; Magnoliopsida; Asparagales; Asparagaceae. The record is from RefSeq and is a predicted model, not a curated record. Gene Ontology annotation, molecular function: monoatomic ion channel activity. Gene Ontology annotation, cellular component: membrane. The annotation marks the transcript as partial. Gene Ontology annotation, biological process: transmembrane transport; monoatomic ion transport. The transcript is spliced from 4 exons.
UCAAGAAAUUCCAGUGACUUCUCCUUAUUUAUCUAUAAGGUACCUUUUAUCUUGCAAGUGAAGGUUGUUGGUGCUUGUUGGUAUCUCCUAGCGAUAGAGCGACAGGAUUCAUGCUGGAGAGAGGCCUGCCUUCUUGAAUCACCACAAUGCAAAUACCAAUUCUUCGACUGUAGAAACACAGACAGCUCCAGAAAUCUAUGGUUCCAGUCCAGUAAUCUAACAGAUCUAUGCAACCCUAGCAAAGGAUUCUACAAAUUUGGAAUGUAUGCCGAUGCAGUGGAUGAAAAAGUCACCUCUGCACCUUUCCUACAGAAGUACUUCUACUGCUUAUGGUGGGGACUGAAGAACCUGAGUUCCUUGGGUCAGGAUUUCUCAACCAGCACUUAUGUCGGAGAGAACUUAUUUGCUAUUGUCAUCGCCAUCCUAGGCUUGGUGCUAUUUGGAUUGCUCAUUGGAAACAUGCAGUCAUAUCUACAAUCAACCACAGUUCGAUUGGAGGAAUGGAGGAGCAAGAAGACAGACACAGAGAGGUGGAUGCGACAUCGUCAGCUCCCAUUAGAGCUGAGGCAAUGCGUUAGGAGGUAUCAUCAGUACAAGUGGAUGGCAACGCAAGGGGUGAAUGAGGAGGCCUUGCUCAGGGGCCUCCCUCUGGACCUGCGUAGAGAUAUCAAGCGCCAUCUCUGCCUUGACCUCGUCCGACGAGUACCACUGUUCGACCAAAUGGAUGAACGGAUGCUCGAUGCCAUUUGUGAGCGUCUUCAGCCAGCACUCUACACCCCUGAUACAUGUGUGGUACGAGAGUUUGACCCAGUGAAUGAGAUGUUGUUCAUCAUCAGGGGUCACCUUGACUCCACAACUACUAAUGGUGGCCGUACAGGAUUCUUCAACUCAUGCAGAAUUGGCCCAGGGGACUUCUGUGGUGAAGAGCUGUUAACGUGGGCACUAGACCCCCGUGCAAGUACUGCAGCCGCUCUACCCUCCUCUACUCGCACUGUCAGUGCUGUGUCAGAGGUUGAGACCUUUGCUCUUGUCGCUGAUGAUUUAAGGUUUGUUGCUGCACAGUUUCGGCGACUCCACAGCAAGCGGAUUCGUCAUAAGUUUAGGUUUUACUCACAGCACUGGCGAACAUGGGCUGCUUGUUUCAUUCAAGCUGCAUGGAGGCGACACAGGCAGAAGAUGGCAGCUGGGCUCAGCCUCACAGAGUCAGUAACAGAGCCUGAACCAGCUUCAGCAGCAGUGUUCGUGGGCCGGCUAGUCGCAAGUGUGAGGAAGGGUGCAACUGAAGGAUUGGGUUUUGGAAGGUGGAGGUGGUAAGUUGCUGAAGAAGCCAGCCGAGCCAGAUUUUUCUGGAGAUGAAGAAGAGAGCUAACUAGCUUUGCCUUGUGUUACUGAAUGUGUACUUCCAAUGUGUGUGCGCGCGUAUAGUAUUUGUCAUUGUCAAAUACAAGUAAUAUAAUAGAGUGCACUGCAUUAUCACAGAUAGAAGGUAUUCUUAGAUCGGAAAAUUUUUAAA